AUGUCAGCAGAGCGACCUUCAACGCCUCCUCGGCAGAAUCUUGCUGAGUCGGGUCAGCUCCCCCGCGGGCCGCUAACCCCCGAACAGCAGCGGAAGAUUGAAAUGAAUCGAAUGAAGGCGAAAGCUCUUCGAGAACAACGCGAAGCCGAACUGUCCAAAAGCCCAAGCUCUAUUGCGACGCCUCGCGCCACUCCAGGAGUUAAGCGUUCUUUCAACUCGAUGACGGGUGCCGAGCAUCCGGCUUCUGUGAGAGAUGCCCGUACGAAUACGGCCUCCGAUCGGCCGCUUGAUACGAUCAAACCGGCGCGCAACUUCACCCGAUACGUUGACUAUGAUUUCAGCAAGAUGACCGACACCAAGGGUGGCUUCCUGACGCAAGAGGACGAUCCGUUCAACAAGGCACUGCAUGUUUCAGAUGGUAAGGAGGAACAGAAGCCGGCAAAUAUGACACAGAAGGAAUGGGAGCGCCACCAACUACUCCAGUCUCUCCGGCGGAAUCGCGAGGGCCCCUUCGAGCCGGGGUUGAGUGUCUUAGAUGAUAAAAGCAAGCAAAAGACGUGUCGCGAGUGCGGAAGUCUAGAGAUUGAUUGGAAGUGGGAGGAGAUGCUCCGAUGUUGCAUCUGCCAUUCAUGCAAGGAGAAAUAUCCGGAACGGUACAGCCUUCUCACUAAAACAGAAGCCAAGGAGGAUUAUCUUUUGACAGAUCCUGAAUUACGGGAUGAGGAGCUUCUCCCCCAUCUGGAACGGCCAAAUCCACAUAAAUCGACGUGGAAUAACAUGAUGCUGUACCUCCGCUUUCAGGUCGAAGAAUAUGCCUUUUCGCCGAAGAAAUGGGGCUCUGCCGAGGCUCUGGAUGCCGAGUUUGAGCGACGCGAGAACGACAAGAAGAAGCGACGAGAAGCCAAGUUCAAGACGAAGCUGCAGGACCUGAAGAAGCGCACGCGCGUUGAGGCGUACCGACGAAAUCGGAAAGGAGCGUCGGGUGGAGAGUUCGGGGACGACCUGGGCAAUAAUCGGAAGCAUGUACACCAAUGGGGUCGAUCCGUGGAGAAUCCGGAGACGGGCAUCGGCGUCAAGACCUGCGUGGACUGCGGCAUGGAGGUGGAGGAGCUGGAAUUCUAA
Messenger RNA from Penicillium cinerascens, 1122 nucleotides. RefSeq names its product DNA repair protein RAD14 (gene rad14). The transcript has 3 exons. Gene Ontology annotation, molecular function: damaged DNA binding. Lineage: Eukaryota; Fungi; Ascomycota; Eurotiomycetes; Eurotiales; Aspergillaceae. The record is from RefSeq and is a predicted model, not a curated record. Gene Ontology annotation, cellular component: nucleotide-excision repair factor 1 complex. Gene Ontology annotation, biological process: nucleotide-excision repair involved in interstrand cross-link repair; nucleotide-excision repair, DNA damage recognition; UV-damage excision repair. The coding region runs from base 1 to 1122 and encodes 373 amino acids.